Messenger RNA from Dunckerocampus dactyliophorus (ringed pipefish), 1481 nucleotides. Its product is annotated as vasoactive intestinal polypeptide receptor 2-like. The record is from RefSeq and is a predicted model, not a curated record. The transcript is spliced from 11 exons. Lineage: Eukaryota; Metazoa; Chordata; Actinopteri; Syngnathiformes; Syngnathidae. Gene Ontology annotation, cellular component: plasma membrane. Bases 229 to 1212 code for a protein of 327 amino acids. Gene Ontology annotation, biological process: adenylate cyclase-modulating G protein-coupled receptor signaling pathway; cell surface receptor signaling pathway. Gene Ontology annotation, molecular function: vasoactive intestinal polypeptide receptor activity; G protein-coupled peptide receptor activity; peptide hormone binding.
GAAGCGGGUGCACGGCAUCCACUCCUGUGACGGGGACGCGCACUGCUAGUGGACGAGUAGUGGACCUGAGUGAGUCACUCCCGGAGUGCACACCACGAACACACCUCCGUGCUACUUUGGAGUGAACAUACAUCAGAAAGUUGUUGAAAGAAAAAAACAUUUGGCGGACUUGUUAUGAGAAAGUUUAGAUCUGCAUGAGAAGAAGACGACAUUGGGCUGGAUGAGAAGAUGAGGAAGUUCACGCAGAAGCACACUGUGCUCCUGCUGCUCAUCUUCCUCCUGCAUGAGGCUGAUGGAAGGUUUCCUCACUGCCACUUCGCCUGGGAGAUGAAGAGAGCCAGCGACGAGUGUCAUGCUCGCCUGCAGCAGCUCACAGCGCCCCCCUCAGGAUGUCUUGGCGAGUGGGACAAUGUUUCGUGUUGGGACAGCGCGGCGGUGGGCGAAGUGGUGACCCUCCCCUGCCCGACCCCUCUCCUACACUUGUUUGGAAAGAACGGGAACCUGAGCAGGAAGUGCACACAGGGAGGUUGGUCGGAUGUCUACCCCGUCAUCGCCGUCGCCUGCUCGUCCAACAUCACAGACCAACCCAACGAGCUGCUUUUCUACAAGGUGGUGAAGGUUCUGUCCACUUUGGGCCACAGCUUGUCCCUCAUUAGCCUGCUGACCAGCACCGUCAUCAUCUGUCUCUUCAGAAGGCUGCGCUGCAUGAGGAACUACAUCCAUCUCAACCUGUUUGUGUCCUUCAUGCUGAGGGCCGUGGCCGUACUGACCAAAGACGUUCUCCUCUUCUCGGAGGAGGAGGAGAUCACCGACUGCAGCGUUCAACCUUCGUUGGUGGGCUGUAAGACCAGCCUGGUGUUCUUCAACUACGCCAUCAUGGCCAACUUCUUCUGGCUGUUGGUGGAGGCGCUCUACCUGCACACGCUGCUGCUGGUAAUCCACACGUGCUCCGCCCGCCUCUUUGUCUACAUGCUCAUUGGCUGGGGGAUCCCCUGCGUGUUCACGGUGGCGUGGAUCCUGUGUCGGAUGCACCUGGAUGACACCUGGUGCUGGGAGAGGAAUGAGAGUCCCAUCCCCAGCAGAGUGUUGGACUGGCCCAUCUUGGCGUGUGUCAUCAUGAACUUCAUCCUCUUCAUCAGCAUCAUCCGCAUCCUGGUGCAGAAGCUGCGUUGCACCGACGUGGGCGGCAACGAACAAUCGCAGUACAAGUAGGCUGGCGGCCAUAUUGAAAAGUAGCCACUCUGAGGUCAUACUGCUGGACUUGUGUGUGUGUGUGUGUGUGUGUGUGUGUGUGUGUGUGUGUGUGUGUGUGUGUGUGUGUGUGUUUAGGCGUCUGGCAAAGUCCACCCUCCUGCUGAUCCCCUUGUUUGGGAUCAACUACGUGGUGUUUGUUCACUUGAUGGAGCCCACUGAUAAAACCCUGCGACAAAUCAAGAUCUUCUUUGAGUUGGGGCUCGGAUCCUUCCAGGUCCAGUGUGAGC